Messenger RNA from Lynx canadensis (Canada lynx), 2371 nucleotides. RefSeq names its product zinc finger protein 853 (gene ZNF853). NCBI's taxonomy places the organism in Eukaryota, Metazoa, Chordata, Mammalia, Carnivora, Felidae. The transcript has 3 exons. Gene Ontology annotation, molecular function: histone H3K4 methyltransferase activity; recombination hotspot binding; histone H3K36 methyltransferase activity. Gene Ontology annotation, biological process: positive regulation of reciprocal meiotic recombination. The record is from RefSeq and is a predicted model, not a curated record. Bases 344 to 2371 code for a protein of 675 amino acids. Gene Ontology annotation, cellular component: nucleus.
CGAGGCCGGUGUGGCCCGGCCCCCACCGACCUCGGACCGGACCCCCGGCGCCCAGCCUCCUCCCCGCCCCCUUCCCCCGGGACGGGUGCCCGACACCAACUUCUGCUCGCGAACUCCGUUCUGCCCCUUUCUUGGCCCAGGGCGACCUCGGCAGCCCUGACAGCGACAGGCCCGCCGCCGCAGUGCCCAGAAAGGCCCCCCGGGUGGCCCGGCGCCUCCCCGGCUCUUUCUGGAUGGAGGCGCCUCAGGAAGGAGCCGGCUGACGCUUCGGCCUUGGCUGCCCAGCCCCUGCUGACCAUGAACACACCUCCCCUAGUGCAGAGGCCGCGGUGAGGGGCAGGAAAUGCUGCGCCAGCUGGCUCCCCGGGGUCUUGGUCUGAGCGCUAGGAUGGAGCUGGGGCCAGCGACUGAGACCUUCGUGCUGGAGCUUCGGUGUCUCGAAGAUGGGGGCCCUGGGCCUGGCACCCUCUCAGGUGGCAGCGGUGGGAGUGAGAGUCAGGAGGAAGAAGAGGCUCAGGAGAACGGCAGCCCACCGCGGCCGGCAAGCUCAGCCCCGACGGGGGCCGGUGAAAUGGCUGAGGAAGCACAGCAGGGGCAGCCGGAGUUGCAACCACAACAGUCACAACAGCAACCAGCGCUGCAACAACAGCCACGGCAGGAGCGGCGACCGCAAAGCCGAGCCCCAGGACCGCGGCAACAGCGGCAAGCUGACCGAGAAUGGCUGCCUCGACAAGAGAAGCACCUGCGGGAAAACCCCCCACCUGCGCCACCUCAGCAGCUGAAAGCACAGCUGCCGCCGAUGCCGCCGCAGGAACAAUCAGAGGAGCAGCAAGUGCCAGAGCAACACGUGUCGCAGCCACCGCAGAAACCGUUACCACAGCACCAACAGUUACAGAAGCGGCAGCCACAGAAGCAGUUAAGGCAGCGGGAACCGUGGCAGCAGGAGCAGCAGCAGCAGGGACAGUCAGGGCAGCAGCAGGAGGAGGAACAAUUCCAGCAACAGCAGCAGCAGCAGCAGCAGGAACAGUUACAGCAACAGCAGCACCUGCAGCAGCAACAGUUACGGCGGCAGCAACAGUUACAGCGGCAGCAGCAGCAGCAGGAACUGUUACAACAGCAGCACCUGCAGCAGCAACAGUUGCAGCAGCAGCAGCAGCAGCAGCAGCAGCAGCAGGAACUGUUACAGCAGCAGCACCUGCAGCAGCAACAGUUGCAGCAGCAGCAGCAGCAGCAGCAGCAGCAGCAGCAGCAGCAGCAGCAGGAACUGUUACAGCAGCAGCACCUGCAGCAGCAACAGUUACAGCAGCAGCAGCAGCCGCAACAGCUGCAGCAACAGGAACAGCUACAACAGCAGCAGCAGCCCCCUCUGCUGGAGCCAGACGAGGAGGAAGAGGUAGAGCUGGAGCUCCUGCCAGUUGACCUGGGGUCGGAUCAGGAACUGGAGAGGCAGCGGCAGGAGCUGGAGAGACAACAGGAACAGCGGCAGCUGCAGCUCAAACUGCAGGAGCAGCUGCAGCAGCUGGAGCAGCAGCUGGAGCAGCAGCAGCAGGAGGUGCGGCUGGAGCUGACCCCGGUGGAGCUGGGAGCCCCGCAGCAGGAGGUGCGGCUGGAGCUGACCCCCGUGCAGCCGGAGCUGCAGCUGGAGCUGGUGCCCGCCGCAGGGGGCGGCGGGGCUUCGGCCCCGGGGGCUCCGGCCGCCGUCGUGGUGGCCCCCCCGGGCUACGUGGUGCUGCAGGAGCUCAUGGUGCUGCCGGCCGUGGCCGCGCCGGCGGUGGUGGCCAUCCCGGGCCCCGCGGGCAGCGCCGCCCUGACCCCGGCCAGGCAGCGGCGGCGGCGGCGCGCCCGGGACCGGCCGACCAUCUGCGGGGAGUGCGGCAAGGGCUUCGGCCGCAGCACGGACCUGGUGCGGCACCAGGCCACGCACACGGGCGAGCGGCCGCACCGCUGCGGCGAGUGCGGGAAGGGCUUCUCGCAGCACUCCAACCUGGUGACGCACCAGCGCAUCCACACGGGCGAGAAGCCCUACGCCUGCUCCUACUGCGCCAAGCGCUUCAGCGAGAGCUCGGCGCUCGUGCAGCACCAGCGCACGCACACGGGCGAGCGGCCCUACGCCUGCGGCGACUGCGGCAAGCGCUUCAGCGUCUCGUCCAACCUGCUGCGCCACCGGCGCACGCACUCGGGCGAGCGGCCCUACGUCUGCGAGGACUGCGGCGAGCGCUUCCGGCACAAGGUGCAGAUCCGCCGCCACGAGCGCCAGCUGCACGGCGCCGGCCGAUCGCGGGGCCUGGGCCUGCUCCGCAGCACGCGCGCGGCCACCGGCGGCCCCGCGCGCCCCGAGCAGGCGGCGGGGGCCGCGGACAAGGCGCCGUGA